Molecule: messenger RNA, 1619 nt
Organism: Eucalyptus grandis
Lineage: Eukaryota; Viridiplantae; Streptophyta; Magnoliopsida; Myrtales; Myrtaceae
Product: alpha-(1,4)-fucosyltransferase
Exons: 3
Coding region: 180-1418 (412 amino acids)
Cellular component (GO): membrane
Molecular function (GO): alpha-(1->3)-fucosyltransferase activity
Source: RefSeq, a predicted model, not a curated record
UUCACGCGCCGUUCCGAGCGACCGCCGUUCCGGAACGGCCACCACCUCGGACCUUUCUCGCGUCGAUGCGUCCAACCCGUUGACAACCAUCUCCCUCCUCGUCCUCCGCGAGAGAGAGAGAGAGAGAGAGAGAGAGAGAGGACGACCGUCGGGAAAACCUGCCCUCUCCUCCGCUCGCCAUGCCACUGAAGCCCGUCGGCGCCUACACCGUCGCCCUCAUGCUGUGCUUCGCCGCCCUCGUCCUCUUCCUCUCGGGCUCCCUCGAGUUCCCCUCCCUCGCCGCCUCCUCCGCCCGCGGGCCGACGGUCCCCGACGCCGCCGCCCUCCUCGCCGCCGGCCCCGAUCCGUUCACCGAUCUGGUGGGCGCGUUCGAGGAGUGGGACUCGCGGGUGGGCUGCGUCCGGUUCAGGGGGAGGCAGGGGGGCCGAUUGGGAAAUGGGUCCAACGGGUCGUCCUCGUCCUCUCUGCAAGUGGGCGGCGAUGGUGGAUCGGAGUGCGGCGAGCUGCGGCUGAGCCACGUCAGUGUGCUGGUCAAGGGGUGGACUUGGAUCCCCGACAAUUUGGACAAUUUGUAUCCGUGCCGCUGUGGGUUGAGCUGCUUGUGGACUAAAUCCCCGGUUCUUGCGGACAAGCCCGACGCGUUGCUGUUUGAGACCUCGACGCCGCCGCUUCUGAGGCGCAAUGGAGAUCCACUACGCGUAUACAUGGAUCUGGAGGCUGGACGAAAGAGAUCAGGCCGAGAAGAUAUCUUCAUCAGUUACCAUGCAAAAGACGAUGUCCAGUCAACCUAUGCUGGAUCACUUUUCCACAAUGGUCGAAAUUACCACGUGUCUUCUUAUAAGGACAAUGAGACGCUGGUUUAUUGGUCUUCCUCUCGCUGCCUUCCUCAAAGGAACGAACUUGCAAAAAAGCUCCUCAAGUUGCUGCCUUACCAUUCAUUUGGCAAGUGCUUAAAUAAUGUCGGCGGUCUCGACAGGGCACUUUCUUUCUAUCCCGAGUGUGCCAGCGAUGUCAGUGUCACUCCAAAAUGGUGGGACCAUUUGCACUGCGCCAUGUCUCAUUAUAAGUUUGUUCUCGCAAUCGAGAACACUUGGACGGAAAGUUACGUGACGGAGAAGCUAUUUUAUGCUCUGGAUGCCGGGGCAGUCCCCAUCUAUUUCGGUGCCCCCAACGUCAUGGACUUUGUCCCUCCGCAUUCGAUCAUAGACGGGAACAAGUUUAGGUCCAUGGAGGAAUUGGCAACUUUCGUGAAGUCCCUCGCGAAUGAUCCGGUGGCGUACGCCGAAUACCAUGCAUGGAGAAGAUGUGGUGUAUUAGGUAAUUAUGGAAACACACGUGCGGCAAGUCUCGACACCUUGCCGUGCCGGUUAUGUGAGUUCAUUAGCAAAAAGGGUGGCAGGAACGCGAGAGCUUUAUGAAGAGCUGAUUCUUUUUGAACACCCGUUUUUUUUUUUCCUUAUCAUCCCAUUGAUGUGCGGUGUUUUGUAAGUUUAGUACAUGGACAUUGACAUAUAUAAAGAGAGAUGGAUAUAUGAGGAGACGGUAGAUUAGACAUUGAUGUAAACAGGCCACUAACAAAGUCAUAUUAAUGAAUACAAAGUCGUCAUGAUCUUUGUGUU